This is a messenger RNA of Phycodurus eques (leafy seadragon), 2794 nucleotides long. RefSeq names its product serine incorporator 5 (gene serinc5). The record is from RefSeq and is a predicted model, not a curated record. The transcript is spliced from 12 exons. Bases 223 to 1599 code for a protein of 458 amino acids. NCBI's taxonomy places the organism in Eukaryota, Metazoa, Chordata, Actinopteri, Syngnathiformes, Syngnathidae. Gene Ontology annotation, cellular component: membrane.
GGAGGUAGCAGUGGUACAGUGGCGUGUACAGUAUAGGAUAGAAUAGGAGAGGAGAGGAGAGGAGAGAUCGAGGAGAGGCGGGCGUAGGGACGCUCUGGGCUGUGCAGGCAAGAGGACAACACCAACACAGCUCUUCCUUCCAUCUAUGUUUCCAUUUGCUCACAACUAGCGCCGGGCUCGCCUUCCUUUCUGUCAAAAGCUGCUUGUCGCGUCUCCCGCAGCAUGUGUACUCCGUGCUGUGUCUCGCAGCUGGCCUGCUGCUGUGGCUCAGCAGCCUGCUCGUGCUGCUGCAACUGCUGCCCAAAGAUCAAACAGUCCACAGCGACGCGUAUCAUGUACACCCUCUUCUUUCUACUGGUCACCGUCGUCUGUGUCAUCAUGAUGUCCCCCACAGUAGAGGAUGAGAUGAAAAAUAUCCCCUUCUACAGUGAACUGUGUGAGAAGAUGAAUGCAGGGAAGAACUGCAAGACCCUGGUUGGUUACUCUGCCGUCUACAAGGUGUGCUUUGGCAUGGCCUGUUUCUUCUUCAUCUUCUCCAUCUUCACCAUAGGCGUCAAUAACAGUACUGGCUGGAGGGCAGCCAUACAUAACGGGUUCUGGUUGCCAAAAUUCAUUUUGCUUGUGGCCAGCUGUGCAGGAGGGUUCUUCAUUCCACAAGAAGAAAUAUUUCUGGAAGCGUGGCGCUAUAUCGGAGCUGCUGGCGGCUUCAUCUUCCUCCUGAUCCAGCUGAUGCUGCUGGUGGAGUUUGCCCACAGAUGGAACACAAACUGGAGCUCAGGAGUGAAGUAUAACCGCUUGUGGUACGCAGCGCUGGCGUUGGUGACUCUGGUGCUGUUCAGCAUUGCGGUGGGAGCCGUGAUCUUCAUGGGUCUGUACUACACCCACCCCACGGCAUGUCACCUCAACAAGAUCUUCCUGGGCAUCAACGGCAGUCUCUGCCUCAUUGUGUCGCUGCUUGCAAUCUCCCCCAUCAUACAGAAACUUCAGCCCACAUCAGGCCUGCUCCAACCCGGAGUUAUCAGUGUCUAUGUCAUGUACCUCACCUUCUCAGCAUUCUCCAGCAAACCAAGAGAACUGGUGGAGAAGGAUGGAAUGAACACAACCGUGUGUGUCUUUCCCUUCAAAUCUGGGAGGGAAAGUGACAAGAAGAUCGUCACAGCUCUAGGAGCCGCUAUCUUGUUUGGCUGCAUCCUUUACUCCUGCCUGACCUCCACGAUCAAGCGAAGAUCUGCGGCGCUCCGAGUGUGCCGAAACAGUGAACCGGAGACCGAAAGAGCCCGAUGCUGUUUCUGCUUUGGGGAUGACACAGAUGACUACGAUGAAGAGAAGACCGGUGCAGGCCAAAAUGUGGUGUACGAUGAGAGCGAGGCGACCAACUACAGCUACAAAUAUUUCCACUUUGUCUUCUUCCUGGGUUCCCUUUACGUCAUGAUGACCAUAACAAACUGGUUCCACUAUGACAACUACAGGAUUGAGAAGCUAUUGGACGGGAGCUGGUCAGUGUUCUGGAUCAAGAUUUCCUCUUCGUGGGUCUGUCUGCUGCUCUACAUGUGCACUCUCAUCAUGCCCAUCAUCUGCCCCAAGCGCUUUGAGGCCUAGGACACAGGCGCCACAGUCUGGCCAGGUGACUUCCAGUUGAGCUGUCGCCAUGUAGCUUUGAGAAUGAGCCAAGGGACCAGUGACCUUUUUUUUUUUUUAAAUAAACCUUGAACCAUUGUCUUCUACUGUCCUCACCUUUAGAACUGGAGGAAGGUCUGAUACCUUUUAUUACACUAUUUGCAAAUGUUUCUUACGUGUUAUGCUGUUGAUACCUUGAUGGUAUUCUUUUUUUUUUUUUUUUGUACAAUUACAAUGUCUGGACAUUUUGUAUUACAAUCCAAUUUAAAGGUCAUGCGAAUUCUGUUAAUUGUGAACUCACCCUCACUAUUUCUGACUUUCUGUUCAUUUUCCCCUGUGUGAGUCUUGUAUUUGUUUUCUCCCAGCUCUAUACAAUAGUACCAUAAAUUUGUAGCAAAAAUAAUCAGAUCAAUUUGUUUAGUGUUUUCUGUGUGAAAUAAUAUUUGUUUGUUUUGAGUCCUUUUGUGAGGGGAAGUGCAAAAACUGAAUUACAUUUUACAAAUUCAUCUCUCAAGCUUACUUGUAUGUGAGUAUGCUUUGUCAUAUUGUGUUCCCUUUUGUAUAUUUUCUUUUUUUUUUUAAUGCAAAAAAUGAAAAAAAAAAACAUUUUAUGCAAAAAAAAAAAAAAAAGCUCUCUGUUGUUUUGGAUUUUUCGGGUUUUGUCAAACCCAGUGCUCCCUUUGAGCAAAGUCUUUUUCGGUAGAAAAAAAAAACGGAUACUAUUGACAAAAACGCUCAUCUUUGCUGUGUAGAUUCUGUAUAAUCAACCCAUUUUAUUUAACAGUGACAGUAGUAGAUGAUGUUCCAACUGUAAAGCGUGCAGCUGUUUGCCAAAGUUAGAUGUUUGGAAAACAACUACUGAACUCUCCAUGGAAAAUGUAUUAACUUGCAGAUUUUAUGUUUCCAGCACAUUUAAGACACUUAAAUAGAGUUUUGUCCAUUUUUAUGCAUCAGUUUAUACUAAAAAAAAAAAUUAUUAUUCAACACUGGAUGUUGAGAUUACAGUUAAAUUAAUACUCACAAAUGUUUGUUAACAGUAAAUUGUUUCUCGCACACCACCACUAAACCCUGUUGUUUUCCUAACAAAUCAUUUCAUUAAUUUGUGUACAUUUUUUGCUGAGAUCAUAUUGUGGAAAAAUUAAUUAUUAAAGUGAAAAAUCUGUUCAGCCCUCACAAA